Molecule: messenger RNA, 1792 nt
Organism: Nicotiana tabacum (common tobacco)
Lineage: Eukaryota; Viridiplantae; Streptophyta; Magnoliopsida; Solanales; Solanaceae
Product: dihydropyrimidine dehydrogenase (NADP(+)), chloroplastic
Biological process (GO): uracil catabolic process; thymine catabolic process
Cellular component (GO): cytoplasm
Molecular function (GO): dihydropyrimidine dehydrogenase (NADP+) activity; uracil binding; NADP binding
Source: RefSeq, a predicted model, not a curated record
UCCACAAGACCACAACACUCGAGAUUUACUUCCGCUACCCAUUUUCUUGGCACUUCUUAAAAGUUUUUUUAAUCAAAACCCGCAAAUAAUGAACCAUCGACAGGUCAUCUCCAUGCAUUUUCAGUCAUCAUUUAACUAAAAAACGUAACUCUUUAAUCUUCAUCUCUGAAAAAACAAUACUCCUCGUUACAAGGUACAAUUCAACAACUACAAGCAACAGCUAUUUAAAUACAAUUUUAUUUUCCCAACCCAGAUUCCUAAGAUAUUCAUUUUCAUCUUUUCCGACUUCCGAGUUGCUACUGAGUCAGAAACCGAGUUCAUCAAAUUUUUUCAGCUAUGGCAUCACUUGGGUUGGCUCAACGAAUUAGAAUUGGACUUGAUGGUAACUCGGGUGCUGAAUUCCCUAUGAUGGGUCGGCCCCGUAGGUCCUUGAGCUCGAAUUACGGUAGAAACCGAGUUGGGUUCAGAAUUAUGGCCUCAGCUGUGGAGCCCGAUCUCAGCGUCACUGUUAACGGUUUGAAAAUGCCCAACCCAUUCGUUAUCGGGUCGGGUCCUCCUGGGACCAACUAUACUGUGAUGAAAAGAGCCUUUGAUGAAGGCUGGGGUGGUGUUAUCGCCAAAACGGUGUCUUUGGAAGCCGAUAAAGUUAAAAAUGUGACCCCAAGAUAUGCUAAAUUAAGAGCAGGAUCAAAUGGUUCUGCCAAAGGACAAAUUAUCGGGUGGCAGAAUAUUGAGCUCAUAAGUGAUCGACCUCUUGAAACAAUGCUGAAAGAGUUUAGGCAAUUGAAAGAAGAGUAUCCGGAUAGGAUACUUAUUGCUUCUAUCAUGGAAGAGUACAACAAAGCUGCUUGGGAGGAACUUAUUUACAAAGUUGAGGAAACUGGAAUUGAUGCCAUUGAGAUCAACUUCUCAUGCCCUCAUGGUAUGCCAGAACGUAGAAUGGGUGCUGCUGUUGGUCAAGAUUGCGAUCUCUUGGAGGAGGUUUGUGGCUGGAUUAAUGCUGUAGCCACAGUUCCAGUUUGGGCAAAGAUGACCCCUAAUAUCACCGACAUUACAAAGCCGGCUAGGGUGUCUCUUAACCAAGGGUGCGAGGGAGUAUCUGCCAUAAAUACAAUCAUGAGUGUUAUGGGAAUCAAUCUUAACACCUUAAGGCCCGAGCCUUGUGUUGAGGGAUACUCAACUCCUGGAGGCUACUCAGCAAAGGCAGUGCACCCGAUUGCUCUUGCAAAAGUAAUGAACAUUGCACAGAUGAUGAAGUCAGAAUUUGGAGAUAAGGACUAUUCACUCUCUGCUAUUGGGGGAGUCGAGACAGGUGGUGAUGCUGCUGAGUUUAUUCUUCUCGGAGCAAAUACUGUACAGGUUUGUACCGGUGUCAUGAUGCAUGGAUAUGGACUUGUGAAAACGUUGUGCUCUGAGCUGAAAGAUUUCAUGAGAAAGCACAAUUUUUCGUCAAUAGAAGAUUUUAGGGGGUCGUCACUUGAGUACUUCACAACCCACACGGAUUUGGUUAAAAGGCAACAAGAAGCAAUACGCCAAAGGAAAGCCAUUAAGAAAGGUUUACAAUCAGACAAAGACUGGACAGGAGAUGGUUUUGUGCAAGAAACUGAAAGCAUGGUUUCCAACUAGACUUGUAAUAAAACCUCUCAAUGCACCUUUCUUCUCGUAUUAUAGAUGAAUAAAUCAAUCCCUUUCAUAUAUCUGAUCGGAUUGGUGUAUAGUGACUUUGACCUCUUUCUAGUUCUUUGCGUACAGUUCACAACCAUUUUCAUUUAUUUAUCGUUUAACUUGAUUU